CACUACUGCAGCAAAAAGAAAACCUAACAAGCGAUUGAAACGUCGAAUCGAACAAUUUAUAAACGAUUCGGAUCAUGAUGAUGUAAAUAUAUCAAAUUCUCGUAUGAUGCUUGAUGAUAAUUAUUUUGUUCAAAGACCUGUAGAGGUUAUAGAAAUGACCGAUGAGUAUGUUAGUAAUCAAGGUCGAUCACGUUUAACACGGCGAGAAAUUAUAGAGAAGCAAAAUGAAGAAAGUCGUCGUCUCAAUGAGGAGAAUGCGAAUAUUUAG
Messenger RNA from Dentiscutata heterogama, 268 nucleotides. The record is from the annotation of a GenBank genome assembly. Lineage: Eukaryota; Fungi; Glomeromycota; Glomeromycetes; Diversisporales; Gigasporaceae.